CAAGUGCAGAAGAAGAACCAACUCGAUUCCUUCAACAUGAAGCAGAUUCUCUUCGUCCUCCUCCCCGUCGUCGUUGCCAUGGCAACUGCCGACAAGCUCCCGGAGACUAGCCCCAUCAUCGCCAUCCUCAAGAACGAGCAGCACACCCCAGACGAGUUCGGGAACCACAACAGCGACUUCGAAGCCGCCAAUGGGAUCGAAGUCCACAUCUCCGGGUCCCAGGGAGAGAAUGGAGGAGCCAAUGUCAUUGGUUCAUGGAGCUACCCUCAGGAGGACGGAUCCAUCGCCAGCCUCAAGUUCGUGGCCGACGAGAACGGAUACCAGCCCGAGUCUGACCUCCUGCCAGUGGCCCCACACUUCCCCCACCCGAUCCCACAGUUCGUCCUCGACCAGAUCGAGUUCGCCAGGCUCGAGGACGAGCGCCGGGCCCGCGAAGGGAUCAGUUCUGAGGAGAAGUAGAUCCUGAAGGACAAAAGGACUUUCCCCAGAACAGAGGAGACUUUGAAGAAUAGAGACGACCUCGAAGUUUAGGAUUUUUCAUUCGAAUUUUUGUUCUUACGUUUUUAGUGCCAAAACCCACCACUGUCUUUAUUUAUUAAUUUAUUAAUAUAUUAGUUUGCUGUAGUAACGUGUAGGAGACGAAAUUGUAGAAGAUAUUUUCUAAAAUAAAGUAUGCAUUACCAUU
Molecule: messenger RNA, 685 nt
Organism: Macrobrachium nipponense
Lineage: Eukaryota; Metazoa; Arthropoda; Malacostraca; Decapoda; Palaemonidae
Product: cuticle protein AMP4-like
Exons: 3
Coding region: 37-459 (140 amino acids)
Cellular component (GO): chitin-based extracellular matrix
Molecular function (GO): structural constituent of chitin-based larval cuticle
Source: RefSeq, a predicted model, not a curated record